AUGAAAGUAUCUGAUUUAUUGCUAGAUGGAGAAUGGGUAAUUCCAGUUGAAAUGCUUGAGAUGAUUGAAACUAGAGAACUCCCUGUGGCAGAUUAUCAACAAGAUAGAAGAAUCUGGAGUGACACUCUAACUGGUGAAUUCUCUGUAGCUUCAGCAGUGGAAAACAUAAGAAGAAAAUAUCCAAAACUCAAAUGGACUAACCAGGUAUGGAAUUCUUCAAUACAUCUUGCCAUAUCUAGUAAUGUGUGGAAGUUAAUGAUAAAUAUAUGUUCAACAAAUGAUAAUAUGAAAAGAAGGAAAUUCAGUAUGGCUUCAAGAUGUCCAUUCUGCAAAAAUUGUGAGGAAGAUUUAGAACACAUCCUUUGGACUUGUAACUAUAGUGAACUUAUCUGGAAGUGGUUGGGUGAUAUGUUCUGUUUUAAGAAUCAAAAAUAUUUUGAUGAUAUCUUUAACUUUGCAAAGAUUAAGAGCCCUGUUGUGAAGGAAAUCUGGAGAACUGCAGCUUUUAUCACUGCAAAAGAUCUUUGGUUCCUGAGAAAUAAAUGUGUCUAUGAAGAUGCAAGUUUCUUUGGAGAAAACCUCAAGAUGAGAAUAUUGAAGUUUACUACUGAAUGUGAUGUUAGAAUGAAAGCUCUUAUGUGGAAUUCAACAUAUGAUCUUCAGAUACUUAAGAAAUUUGGAUUAAAAUGUAGAAGAUCAAAAGUUCCAAGAGUUCAAGAAAUAUUUUUCCAUUUACCAAGCAACAACCAGAUUCUUUUAUGUUGUGAUGGUGCUUCAAAAGGUAAUCCAGGAAUAUCUAGAUAUGGAUUCAUAGGUAGAAAUGAAGCUGGAGAGUGCAUUGUUGCUCAGGCUGGUGGUUUGGGGAUAACAACAAAUUUCUAUGCAGAAGUGAUGGCAGUCUUAUGUGCAGGAGAGUGGGCUAUAAGAAAUGAUCACCUGGAAGUUAUUUUCAUAUCAGAUUCAAAGACAGUCAUUACAGCCUUCAUGACAGCUUCAUUAGAAAAAAAAGGAGCAUCAUUGUCAAGGGGAGAAAUCAUCUAUUUUACUCAUAGACCUCCCUUCUUACAGAGCAUUGAAAUUGAAGAUCAGCCUUACUAUAGAUUCAAUUAA
Molecule: messenger RNA, 1110 nt
Organism: Papaver somniferum (opium poppy)
Lineage: Eukaryota; Viridiplantae; Streptophyta; Magnoliopsida; Ranunculales; Papaveraceae
Exons: 2
Coding region: 1-1110 (369 amino acids)
Molecular function (GO): RNA-DNA hybrid ribonuclease activity; nucleic acid binding
Source: RefSeq, a predicted model, not a curated record